UGAUAUCUGGCCGUGAAACAAGUAGCUAUAGAAAUCGUCAUGGGAUUAUUUCACAAAAUGUUUUGGCUACUUGUAACUUUGAUCUACAAUUUAUGUAUGUGUUGAGUGGCUGGGAGGGAUCAGCACACGAUUCAAAAGUUUUGACCGAUGCAUUGACAAGGGAAAACGGUCUGAAAGUUCCCAAUGGAUAUUUUUAUUUGGCAGAUUGCGGAUAUCCAAAUAGACGUCAAUUCUUAGCACCUUUUCGAGGUACCCGCUAUCACCUACAAGAUUUUGCUGGUCAAGGUCGUGAUCCAAAUAAUUCGAAGGAACUUUUUAAUCUUCGUCAUGCUUCACUACGGAACGUGGUUGAAAGGAUAUUUGGGAUAUUCAAGUCAAGGUUCGUUAUUUUCAAAACAGCACCCCCGUUUCCUUUCCGCACUCAAGCCAAGCUAGUGCUUGCGUGUGUUGGAUUGCAUAACUUUCUACGAAAAGAAUGUCGCUCUGAUGAAUUUCCGGUUGAUCCUGAAGAUGAAAUUCGAUCUUUUGAAGCGGAAGAUGUUGAACAAUAUUUUGCAAGUCAAGAACAACAAAGGGCUAAUGCAAAUGCUUGGAGGGACACAAUAGCAUCUAAUAUGUGGAAUGAUGCUAUGAACUAGUAUAGGUCAUGUGAUUGUCCAAGUAGCA
This is a messenger RNA of Cuscuta epithymum, 666 nucleotides long. The record is from the annotation of a GenBank genome assembly. Lineage: Eukaryota; Viridiplantae; Streptophyta; Magnoliopsida; Solanales; Convolvulaceae.